Arvicola amphibius (Eurasian water vole) is the source of this 241-nucleotide messenger RNA. Its product is annotated as DNA-directed RNA polymerases I, II, and III subunit RPABC4-like. Lineage: Eukaryota; Metazoa; Chordata; Mammalia; Rodentia; Cricetidae. Gene Ontology annotation, cellular component: RNA polymerase I complex; RNA polymerase II, core complex; RNA polymerase III complex. Gene Ontology annotation, molecular function: DNA-directed RNA polymerase activity; DNA binding; zinc ion binding. The record is from RefSeq and is a predicted model, not a curated record. Gene Ontology annotation, biological process: DNA-templated transcription. The transcript is spliced from 2 exons. The coding region runs from base 1 to 219 and encodes 72 amino acids.
AUGAAUUUGUCCCAGGUCCCAUGUAACACAUCAAAUGGCCAGAUACCCAGAAAGAAAGACGUCCAACCCCCAAAGCAGCAGCCGAUGAUAUAUAUUUGUGGAGAGUGUCACACUGAAAAUGAAAUAAAAUCCAGAGAUCCAAUCAGAUGCAGAGAAUGUGGAUACAGAAUAAUGUACAAGAAAAGGACUAAAAGAUUGGUGGUUUUCGAUGCUCGGUGAAAACUUGGAAUUCAGGAGUGUC